Vitis vinifera (wine grape) is the source of this 1567-nucleotide messenger RNA. RefSeq lists its product as uncharacterized. Lineage: Eukaryota; Viridiplantae; Streptophyta; Magnoliopsida; Vitales; Vitaceae. Bases 289 to 1230 code for a protein of 313 amino acids. Gene Ontology annotation, cellular component: membrane. Gene Ontology annotation, molecular function: oxidoreductase activity, acting on the CH-OH group of donors, NAD or NADP as acceptor. The transcript has 4 exons. The record is from RefSeq and is a predicted model, not a curated record.
CAAAGGUUAAAAACUAAAAAAGACUGCAAACCCUAGUGAGAAUGAGAUAGGUGGCAGAGAAAUUAGGAGGAGGGCUAAAAUGGACGGAGAUUGGAGAGCGAGAAGGGAGAUGAAGGCGGAUCCUAAAAAUGAAGCGUUUUGACCGAAGUUGUUGCUUCAGCCUAUGACCAGCUCCUUCCUCUCAUACGGGAAACACAGGGAAAGCACAUAACAUUAUCUGCCUUAUUAUUCCUGCACCAAUACCAUAACUCUCCGCUGUUUGGGUAAAGAGAUCCAGGCAGAGCUGAGAUGGGGAGAAAAGAGCGAGCUGAGGAGCGCAGAAAGCAGAGACAGCAAGAGAUUUCCCUUUUCCGUACCAUUCCUUAUUCCGAUCACCAGAGGUGGUGGAACUCUGAGACCAUUGCUGUGGUCACCGGCGCUAACAGAGGCAUAGGAUUCGAGAUUGCCCGCCAGCUCUGUGGGCAUGGAUUGACUGUCAUACUCACAUCCAGAGACAGUGCCAUUGGCCGUGAAGCUGCGAGUGUUUUGCAAGAAGGAGGCUUCAAUGCUGUCUCCCAUCAGUUGGAUGUUCUUGAUCCUUCAUCUAUCGAACAGUUUGCUGAAUGGGUGCAGCAGAACUAUGGCUUUGUCGACAUUCUCAUAAACAAUGCUGGUGUUAACUAUAAUAUGGGGUCAGAGAAUUCUGUUGAAAAUGCAGAGAACGUUAUUGCCACCAACUAUUUUGGCACCAAAAAUGUGAUUAAAGCUAUGGUCCCAUUGAUGAAGCCUUCUGCUUCUGGUGCUCGUAUUGUCAAUGUCAGCUCACGACUGGGUAGAAUUAAUGGCAGACGCAAUAAAAUUGAAGACUCUGCUUUGAGAGGACAACUAGAAGAUGUGGACUCCCUCUCAGAGGAAGUGAUUGAUCAGAUGGUACACACUUUUGUAGAACAAGUAAAAGAUGGAACUUGGACCUCAGCUGGAUGGCCGCAAACAUUUACUGACUACUCAGUGUCCAAACUUGCUGUUAAUUGUUACACUAGGAUAAUGGCAAAGGUCCUCUCAGAUCGACCAGAGGGUGAGAAGAUUUUUAUCAACUGCUACUGCCCAGGUUGGGUAAAAACUGCCAUGACUGGUUGGGCAGGCAACGUUUCGGUUGAGGAAGGUGCUGACACAGGUGUCUGGCUAGCCUUGCUUCCAGACCAAUCUGUAACGGGGAAAAUUUUUGCUGAGAGACGGGAGGUACAUUUCUAAAGAAGUGAGGUGGAAGACUCAUACCAGGCUGGAGGACCAUUUCUAGUUUCCCCUACAAAUGAUGUCAGAUUUUACAACAGGCAAGUGAAAAAUUUAGAACUUGUGGAGAAAAAAAAAAGAAGGAUGCCCUAUGAAGUGCUUUCUGCACUGGAAGGAUUCUACUAAUAUGUGAUGGAGAAACUGUCAUAUGAUUAUUGGGAAUGUCUCGGAACCAAUUUUUAGGAUGUGUGGAUUUCUUGUACAAUCGGAGGAAUCAGAAGGCAGUGUCCAAUGUUGUAAUCCAUGAAAUGCACUUUAUUAAAACUAUCUAUAGCAUGUGAGCAACCCCAUUUACUUA